AUGGCGUUUAUUAAAGAGGAGAGUGAAGAUGUGAAGAUUAAAGAAACAUUCACAGUCAAACAGGAAGAUCUGCAGGAACAAACAGACUUAAUUGAAGAGAAUGAGGAGAGUAAAGAGGAGGAACAUCAUGUCAAAAUUGAGGAAAAAACUCAUUCACAGACUGAUGGUAGUUUGAAAAGGGGAGACAAGAACCGUUUCAUCUGCACUCAGUGUGGAAAGAGUUUUGGAAGAAAAUACAAUCUUAAGAUUCACAUGAAAAUACACACUGGAGAGAAACCAUUCACAUGCACUCAGUGUGGGAAGAGUUUCAGCCAAAAAUCAAACCUUAAUCUACACAUUAUGAUCCACACUGGAGAGAAACCAUUCACAUGCACUCAUUGUGGGAAGAGUUUCAACCACUUAUCACACCUUAAUCAACACAUGAGGAUCCACACUGGAGAGAAACCAUUCACAUGCACUCAGUGUGGGAAGAGUUUCAGCCAAUCAUCACACCUUAACUGUCACAUGAAAAUACACACUGGAGAGAAACCAUUCACAUGCACUCAGUGUGGAAAGAGUUUCAGGCAGUCAUCAUCCCUUACUCUACACAUGAUGAUCCACACUCGAGAGAAACCAUUCACAUGCUCUCAGUGUGGGAAGAGUUACAGCCAAUCAUCAUACCUUAAUGAUCACAUGAUGAUCCACACUGGAGAGAAACCAUUCCCAUGCACUCAGUGUGGAAAGAGUUUUAACAGCUCAUCAAACCUUUAUAAACACAUGAGGAACCACACUGGAGAGAAACCAUUCUCAUGCACUCAGUGUGGGAAGAGUUUCAACCACUUAUCAAACCUUCAUCGACACAUGAGGAUCCACACUGGAGAGAAACCAUUCACAUGCCCUCAGUGUGGGAAAAGUUUCAGCCAAUCUUCACACCUUAAUCAACACAUGAUGAUCCACACUGGAGAGAAACCAUUCAUUUGUCCUGAAUGUGGAAAGAGUUUUGGAAGAAAACACAAUCUUAAGAUUCACAUGAGGAUCCACACUGGAGAGAAACCAUUCAAAUGCACUCAGUGUGGGAAGAGUUUCAACCAAUCAUCAAACCUUUAUAAUCACAUGAUGAUCCACACUGGAGAGAAACCAUUCAAAUGCACUCAAUGUGGGAAAAGUUUUAACCGCUCAUCAGACCUUCAUCAACAUAUGAGGAUUCACACUGGAGAGAAACCAUACACAUGCACUCAGUGUGGGAAGAGUUUUUACUGCUCAUCACACCUUCAUCAACACAUGAGGAUCCACACUGGAGAGAAACUAUUCACAUGCACUCAGUGUGGGAAGAGUUUCAGCCAAUCAUCAAACUUUAAGCAACACAUGAGGAUCCACACUGAAGAGAAACCAUUCACAUGCACUCAGUGUGGGAAGAGUUUCAGCCAAUAAUCAAACCUUAAUCGACACAUGAGGAUACACACUGGAAAGAAACCAUUCACAUGCACUCAGUGUGGGAAGAGUUUCAGCCAGUCAUCACACCUUAAUCAACACAUCAUGAGCCACACUGGAGAGAAACCAUUCAUAUGCCAGGAGUGUGGUAAGAGUUUCAACAAAUUAUCAAACUUUAAUAAUCACAUGAUGAUCCACACUGGAGAGAGACCAUUCACAAGCACUCAGUGUGGGAGGAGUUUCAACCAAUCAUCAUCUCUUAAUCGACACAUGAGGGUCCACACAGGAGAGAAACCAUUCAUUUGCACUCAAUGUGGGAGGAGUUUUAACAGCUGAUCAAACCUUAAUCAACACAUGAGGAUCCACACUGGAGAGAAACCAUUCACAUGCGCUCAGUGUGGGAAGAGUUUUAACUGCUCAGCAAACCUUUAUAAACACAUGAGGAUCCACACUGGAGAGAAACCAUUCACAUGCAAUCAGUGUGGGAAGAGUUUCAGCCAAAAAUCAAACCUUAAUCUACACAUGAGGAUCCACACUAGAAAGAAACCAUUCAAAUGCACUCAAUGUGGGAAGAGUUUCAACCGCUCAUCAGACCUUUAUAAACACAUGAGAAUCCACACUGGAGAGAAAUCAUUCAAAUGCACUCAAUGUGGGAAAAGUUUUAACCGCUCAUCAAACCUUCAUCAACAUAUGAGGAUUCACACUGUAGAGAAACCAUUCACAUGCACUCAGUGUGGGAAGAGUUUCAACUUUUCAUCGAACCUUUAUCGACACAUGAUGAUCCACACUGGAGAGAAACCAUUUACAUGCACUCAGUGUGGGAAGAGUUUCAACCACUUAUCAUCCCUUAAUCAACACAUGAUGAUCCACACUGGAGAGAAACCAUUCAAAUGCACUCAAUGUGGGAAAAGUUUCAACCGCUCAUCAGACCUUUAUAAACACAUGAGAAUCCACACUGGAGAGAAACCAUUCACAUGCAUUCAGUGUGGGAAGAGUUUUAACUUUUCAUCAAACCUUUAUCGACACAUGAUGAUCCACACCGGAGAGAAACCAUUCAAAUGCACUCAAUGUGGGAAAAGUUUCAACCGCUCAUCAGACCUUUGUAAACACAUGAGAAUCCACACUGGAGAGAAACCAUUCACAUGCACUCAGUGUGGGAAGAGUUUUAACUUUUCAUCAAACCUUAAUCGACACAUGAGGAUCCACACUGGAGAGAAACCAUUCACAUGCACUCAGUGUGGGAAGAGUUUCAGCCAAUCAUCACACCUUAAUCAACACAUGAUGAGCCACACUGGAGAGAAACCAUUCAUCUGUAAACAGAGUAAAAAGAGUUUCUGUCAAAAGCCAAACCUUGAUGUUCACACUAGAAAGAAACCUUACACCUGCAAACAGUGUGGAAAAAGCUUCUAUAAUACAGGAAACUUAACAGUGCACAUGAGAAUUCACACUGGAGAGAGGCCGUACACAUGCCAACAGUGUGGAAAAAGCUUCUAUUCUACAGGAAACUUGGCAGUGCACAGAAGAAUUCACACUGGGGAGAGGCUCUACUCUUGCCCUCAGUGUGGAAAGAGUUGUAAGCAAAAUGGCAAUCUUGAAACCCACAUGAGAACACACACUGGAGAGAGAAGCUUUAUUUGCACACAGUGUAGGAAAGGUUUUUCUCAAAAACAAAACCUUACCAUCCACAUGAGGAUUCACACUGGAGAGAAACCUUACACAUGCACAGAGUGUGGUAAAAGUUUCCCACAUACAGGCUCACUCAAACACCACAUGAUAAGUCACACCGGACAGAAGCCGUUUGCAUGUGUUCAGUGUGGAAAGAGCUUCACAACCAAAGCUAGCCUCAUGAACCACAGGAGGAUCCACACUGGAGAGAAACCAUACACAUGUACUCAGUGUGGGAAGAGUUUUAGCCAAUCAUCAAACUUAAAUCAACACAUGAGGAUCCACACUGGAGAGAAACCAUUCACAUGCACUCAGUGUGGAAAGAGUUUCAGCCGAUCAUCACACCUUAAUGAACACAUGAUGAUUCAUACUGGAGAGAAACCAUUCACAUGCACUCAGUGUGGGAAGAGCUUUGGAAGAAAUUUCGAUCUUAAGAUUCACAUGAUGAUUCACACUGGAGAGAACCCAUUCAGAUGCACGCAUUGUGGGAAGAGUUUUAGCCAAUCAUCAUCCCUUAAUCAACACAAGAAGAUCCACACUAGAGAGAACCCAUUCACAUGCACUCAGUGUGGGAAGAGUUUCAACCGAUCAUCAUCCCUUAAUAAUCACAAGACGAUCCACACUAGAGGGAAACCCUUUACUUGCACCCAGUGUGGAAAAACCUUUAACUACUCAUCACACCUUUAUGAACACAUGCGGAUCCACACUGGAGAGAAACCAUUUACAUGCACUCAGUGUGGGAAGAAUUUCAACCAAUCAUCAAACCUUAAUCGACACAUGAGGAUCCACACUAGACAGAAACCAUUCACAUGCACUCAGUGUGGGAAGAGUUUCAUCUGCUCAUCAUCCCUUAAUCUACACAUUAUGAGCCACACUGGAGAGAAACUUGCACUUAAGCAGCGGUCACAAUGGACUUUUUCCCCCAUGGAUUUCCAUUCAUACGCACGGGAAUGUGUCAGACCGGAAACCAAGUUUGUGUGUUAAGUUUCGCAGUUCACUGCAUU
Danio rerio (zebrafish) is the source of this 4079-nucleotide messenger RNA. Lineage: Eukaryota; Metazoa; Chordata; Actinopteri; Cypriniformes; Danionidae. The record is from RefSeq and is a predicted model, not a curated record.